This is a messenger RNA of Racocetra persica, 262 nucleotides long. NCBI's taxonomy places the organism in Eukaryota, Fungi, Glomeromycota, Glomeromycetes, Diversisporales, Gigasporaceae. The record is from the annotation of a GenBank genome assembly.
AUGGAAUCGGAACCGAGAAAGACAAAAUCAAAGCGGGGAAAUAUUAUUGGUCAAUUAGUGCUUAGUCAAAUGUCAGUGACAUUUGGCGAAGUCAGUUUUCUUGUAGCAUUUGUUGUUAAAUGUUCGAAGUUUAAUUGCAAUAAUGAUCAAACAAUGUUCAAUGUGAAACAAAAACUAGAAAAUCAUUUAUUUAUUAAUAGAAGUCUGCUGUUCCCUGAUGGAAGUUCGAAUUCUUAUGCAAUUAAGAAGAAGGAUGAAUUAG